CACCUGCCACCAGCAGGUCCCUCGUUUGACGAUAGAGGGUUAACGUCUGUCAUCGAUCACAGCUUCUCAGCAGUCCGUAUAUCUCCUCCCACGCAUCCUAUUUAAUCAAACCCCUUGCCCUUAGCUCCAGCGGUUUGUGGAAGGGAAAAAAACCUCACUCAGUUCACGCUUACAAGCAGCUCUAAUCUGUGCUGAAGACAAGAAUGGCUUUGGCGGAUCCACAGCGUGGAAUAACUAAUGGUGCAGAUCCUGGCUCCACGUUUUCGGAAAUUAUCGAACUAAAUGUUGGUGGCCAGGUGUACGUGACAAGACGCGCAACUUUAAUAGCAGUACCGGACUCUCUCUUAUGGGGCAUGUUCAGUAAGAGCACGCCAAAGGACUUGGCGCGUGAUAGCAAAGGGCGCUUCUUCUUGGACCGGGACGGUUUCCUGUUCCGUUACAUCCUAGACUACCUGCGGGACCUCAACCUGGUGCUGCCCGAUUACUUUCCAGAGAAGAAGCGUUUGCAAAGGGAGGCCGAGUUUUUUCAGCUGCGAGAGCUGUGCAAGCGCCUGAGUCCUAAAAUGAGCAAGGACGACUCCAUGUGUGAAGAGAGCUGCUACCAGAGCGAUUCAGAUGAGAUGAUGGCGCACGGUGCCGCGGUUUCCGGUUGGGAUGCGUCGCGCGCGCUUUCCGCCCUCAGCAUGGUGCACUCGCCCUCGACGGAAGUCAGAAAGUCGGGCUACAUCACCAUUGGCUACAGGGGCUCGUACACCAUCGGGAGGGACAUUCAGACCGACGCUAAGUUCAGGCGCGUGGCGCGCAUCACCGUGUGCGGGAAGACGUCUCUUGCCAAAGAGGUGUUCGGAGAGACUCUGAACGAGAGCAGAGACCCGGACAGGCCUCCGGAGAGAUAUACUUCCCGCUAUUACCUUAAGUACAACUUUCUGGAGCAGGCUUUCGACAGACUCACAGAGUUCGGGUUCCGCAUGGUCGCGUGCAGCUCCACGGGGACGUGCGCUUAUGCGAGUAACGAUCCAGGCGAGGAUAAAAUCUGGACGAGUUACACAGAGUAUGUGUUCUGUCGGGAAUAACAUUCACAGGAAAUGUGCGACUCCCUGUGUAUUUAUCAUGUAUAUGGAAGUGUGUAAUCAUGAAGAGAAAAAAGCUAGUGUAUUAGAUUAUUAAAAGUUAAUAAUGACUUCAACUUCAUCUUCAGCACUUGUAUAAAAAUUUAUUAUUAAUUUUAUUAUAUGUAAAUACAGUUCACAAACAGCUCCUUCAUAUCCUGCUAAUGAUUUAGUAAGUUACUGCAUAGUAGUUACGUUAUGACUACUAAAAUCAUUAAAUACAGGACGUCAGAUAUUAAAGAUCUCGAAUGAUUUCGUAUUACACAAGCUACUAGACUUUUACAGAAACAAUAGAGCACAGCUGGAAUGAAUACUGUUUACAAUUUUUAACCAAUAAUAUUUUAAAAAUUCUGACGUGCUCUCAUGUCUGUAAAGAUUUUGAGAAGCCUAUUUGCUGUAAUGUAAAAAAAAAAAAAAAAGUAUGAUAACUAAAACCUUUACAGCUGUAUAUUGGAUGUAUGGAAGACCUCAGCAGUGAUUUUACACAAAGCAUCAGAAAAGAUCUCCCUCAUUUGUUGUUUAUCAGACUAGUAGUUCAACAACUCUUGCCAUACUCUUAAUUUAAAUACCACUGUUAAUGUGCAUGCUCUGUUUCCAUUGGCUUUGUACUGUUGUUGUGGUCUAGUAGAAAAUUAUAAAUUUCACACUCAUGUAAAACUGUGCAGAUUUGCUUCUAAACUAAAUUCCAUUCGAUACUGUUAAGAUCUGUGCUAUAAUGUAAUAAUUCUUAUAAAUGUGUGUGUAUGUGUGUGUGUGUGUUUUAAAUGUUUGAAGAAUUUAA
Molecule: messenger RNA, 1890 nt
Organism: Hemibagrus wyckioides
Lineage: Eukaryota; Metazoa; Chordata; Actinopteri; Siluriformes; Bagridae
Gene: kctd12.1
Product: potassium channel tetramerisation domain containing 12.1
Exons: 1
Coding region: 204-1073 (289 amino acids)
Biological process (GO): regulation of G protein-coupled receptor signaling pathway; protein homooligomerization
Cellular component (GO): presynaptic membrane; postsynaptic membrane
Molecular function (GO): protein binding
Source: RefSeq, a predicted model, not a curated record